Drosophila suzukii is the source of this 1881-nucleotide messenger RNA. Lineage: Eukaryota; Metazoa; Arthropoda; Insecta; Diptera; Drosophilidae. The record is from RefSeq and is a predicted model, not a curated record.
AUGAACUUCAGCUCCAAUCCGAAUCCCAGUCCCAGCUUGAGUUCCGAAUCCGGGCAAUCGAUCUACAGCACCUACCUGGAGCACUCAAGGAUCGACUUGCAGGGGGAGGACGCCAAUGCCCAUGUGGCCAGGGCACUCCGCCUGGUCAUCCAGAAUGUGCUGGCCCAGCUGAGCACCACCCUGGUGGUGACCAUCUCAGCCCGUCACCUGGGCACCUCCUACUGGUUCGAGUACAUGAUGCACAACCUGAUGGACUCGUGGCGAAUGGUGGCUGUCCAGCUGCUUCGCUUCCGUCCGGAUUUGGUGGACAAUCCGGUGCCCGGUAGAAAAAGGGUAAACCUGGUGAUGGUGGACUCCUAUGCCGGAUUAAUGGACACCAACAUCGCGGAAAGCAAUGCGGACUUCGAUGACCCGGACUACUACUUCAUCUUCCUGCAGACGCGGGAUAGCCAUAUUCCCCGGGAGCUUCAGCUGAUCCUCGACCAUUGCUUGGCCCACUUUUGGCUGCACUGCAACGUGAUGAUCCAGACCGCCCAGGUGGAGGUGCUGGUCUACACCUACUAUCCUUAUACGGCGAACAGCUGCCAGCAGGCUCAUCCCGUGGUGGUGAAUGCCUUUGAUGGCCAGCGUUGGAUGCAGAAUUCCAAGAUGUUCCCGGAUAAACUCAACCAGAUGCACGGUUGUCCACUCACAGUGCUCACCUGGCAUCAGCCGCCUUUCGUGGAGAUCGUUGAGAGUCCAUCAGGACAUGGCCGUCGGGCACGUGGCUUCGAGUUUCAGCUGGUGGAGCACUUGGCCCGCCAGAUGAACUUCACCCUGCAGCUGGUCGAUAUUCCGCUGUUGCGACCGAAUGCCUAUCGACUGGCGGAGGGGGCCAAGGAAGGACCCGUAGAUACGCUCCUACAGCGCAGAGCCAACCUGAGCAUGGGCUAUUUCCGAAGGACGGCUCGCCGGAAUCAACUGCUGACCUCACCCAUGUCGUACUACUCCGCCAACCUGGUGGCCGUCCUCCAGUUGGAUCGCUAUCGCCUCAGCUCCCUCGCCCUCUUGGCAUUUCCCUUCCAGCUGUCCGUCUGGUUGCUCCUGCUCUUGGCUCUGCUCAUCCACCUGGGUCUCCAUCUGCCGGGGAGGAGAUCAAAUCACGAUGGUGGCGGGGGACUGCAGGUGGUGGGCCUGCUUUUGGGGGCCGCUUUGGCCCGCCUGCCACGCCCCUGGAGGCAUCGCUUCAUCGCCGCCCACUGGCUGUGGGCCAGCAUACCCCUGAGGAUAUGCUACCAAUCCCUGCUCUUUCACCUGAUCCGCAUGCAGUUGUAUAACACACCAUUCUUUUCCCUGGAGCAACUGCUGGCGGAGGGUUUCGAGGGUAUUUGCACGGCCAAUACCGAGCGAGUGCUCCUCGAAAUGCCACUGCUGUCCCGGAAUCCGAAUAGCUUUCAUUCCGUGGACACCUUCUCCGAUUGGGAGGUCUUGAAUGCCCUCCAGAGGGAUAGAAAUGGGAAAAUGUUCGCCGUGACCAAUCAGGAUGUUACCCAAGCUUUUCUGCACUCCUUUAGUCAAACCGAUGCAUAUCACGUGCUCAAACAGCACGUGAAUGUGGAGUAUGUCGGAAUAUAUAUGCCCAAGCACUCGUAUCUCUACGAGAAGGUGGACGACUGCAUCCGGCGGCUGGACACCAGUGGAUUCAUCCACGCCUGGCGACGGGCAGCCUUUGUCGACGACCAUUGGAAGGAACAGGUGCCGCUGGCCAGCCGGAGGUACAUCAACCACUCCAAGCUCUGUGGGAUUUACGUCGUCAUGGGAGUAAUGUACCUCAUUGCCGGUCUCGUGUUCGCCGGGGAACUCAUCCUCCGGCGGAGGAGCUGGAGAGCUUUUAAAUUCUAA